AAAGCCUUCUGUCUACAAAGAGGAAGAUUUUUGUUUCUUUUUUCCUCUUUUUCCAAUGGCAAUAGUUCUUAGAUCACUUCAUUUUCUGGUACUUGUCUAUGUUUCCUAUACCCUUUUGGCCCUUGCUCAAGAUGAAACCGGCUUCAUCUACAAUGGCUUCCGUGAUGAUCAAGCCAAUCUGAGUCUUGAUGGACUCGCAAAAAUCCACCCCAAUGGUCUAUUGCAGCUAACCAAUCUUUCACGCAACGCAGUUGGUCAUGCUUUCUAUCAAUUUCCAAUGAAAUUCAACACAACUUCAUCUUUUUCAUUUUCUACAAACUUUGUGUUUGCCAUGGUUCCUGAACCGAAAACCAUUGGUGGUCACGGCAUCGCCUUUACCAUCAGUCCCUCGAGAGACUUCACCCAAGCUCAUGCAAAUCGGUUUCUGGGGCUCUUCAAUGAUUCAAAUAACAACUCUCCUACAAACCACAUCUUGGCCAUCGAGCUUGAUCCUGUUCCGGGGGCUGAUUUUGGAGAUAUUGAAAAUCAUGUGGGAAUCGAUGUCAACAGCAUAGAUUCUGUUGAAAUUGCUCCCGCAACGUAUUUUACCGAUAAAGAAGGGAAGAAUAUAAGCUUAGAGCUCACGAGUGGGAAGCCAAUGCAUCUUUGGAUAGACUACAAUGAAACAGAAAAGUUCCUGAAUGUAACACUUGCCCCUACCACAAUCCCAAAACCAAACAGGCCUCUCUUGUCAAGACACAUCGACCUGUCUCAAUAUCUCUUGGAAUCCAUGUAUGUUGGUUUCUCUUCAGCCACAGGUAGUCUUGCAAGUUACCACUACAUUCUUGGAUGGAGCUUUAAUAAAAGUGGACCAUCACAAAGCCUUGAUGUUUCAAGCCUUCCUCCACUUCCAAAGAGGAAAGAGACACCAAGCCUUGUGCUCAUCACUUCUCUCAUAGCAGUAGCGAUCGUGCUGAUAACCGUCGCUGGAGCUGUUGCUUACAUAUUGAGGAGGAAGAAAUAUGAAGAACUACGAGAAGAUUGGGAAGAGGAGUACGGCCCCCACAGGUUCAGCUAUAAGAAUCUCCACAACGCAACCAAAGGUUUCAAAGACACGGAACUUCUUGGAGAGGGAGGCUUUGGAAAGGUUUAUAUAGGAACACUUCCUUCAAAUGUACAAAUUGCAGUAAAGAGAGUCUCCCAUGAUUCAAAACAAGGGAUGAAGGAAUUUGUGGCAGAGAUCGUUAGCAUGGGAAGAUUGAGGCAUAGGAACUUGGUGCAGCUCCUGGGCUAUUGCCGGCGAAGGGGAGAACUCCUCUUGGUCUAUGAUUAUAUGCCCAACGGAAGCCUUGACAGGUUCUUAUAUGGCAACAAAAAACCAAAACUUAACUGGGCUCAACGAUUUCGAAUCAUCAGAGGAGUAGCAUCUGGCCUUCUUUACCUCCAUGAAGAGUGGGAGCAAGUUGUUCUCCACCGAGAUGUAAAAUCAAGCAAUAUUCUUUUGGAUGCUGAAUUAAAUGGAAAGUUAGGAGAUUUUGGCCUUGCGAGAUUACACGACCAUGGUACCAAUCCCCAAACCACCGGUUUGGUUGGGACCGUGGGUUAUUUGGCUCCGGAGCUUUACAGAACUGGAAGGGCAACCACUUUCACUGAUGUGUUUGCUUUUGGGGCUUUCAUCCUCGAAGUGGCUUGUGGAAGGAUGCCUUUAAAGGUACAGGCCCUGGGACAGGCUGAACAGGUGAUUUUGGUUGAUUGGGUCACUGAGUGUUGUAGAAGAGGAUCUAUCCUUGAUACUAGCGAUCCUAGAUUGGAAGGUAAUUAUGUGGUGGAGGAAAUGGAAUUGGUUUUGAAAUUAGGCCUUCUUUGCUCGCAUGCAAUACCAGCUGCUAGGCCUAGCAUGAGGCAAGUGGUGCAGUUUUUGGAUGGCGAUGCUGAUCUGCGGGAAUUACCAUGUUACAACGCUUCUUUUGAUGCCAUUACAAGUAACGAAUCAUCUGAUUUCAUGUCCUUUCCUUUUUCCCAGGCUUCUGGUCCUUCCAUGUCUAGCACUGAUUCAUUUGUGAGAGGUGGUCCUUGAAUUGGUUGGUCUCGUGUUAGGAAUAGUGCCAUAAAUCUCAAUUAUUUUGUAAGUCAUUCUUAUUUAAAUUGAGUAAAUUAAGUUGUCAUUCGCCGAUAUAUUUUUAUGAACAUUAGGCAUAUAACCUAUUUAGAGCA
Molecule: messenger RNA, 2193 nt
Organism: Alnus glutinosa
Lineage: Eukaryota; Viridiplantae; Streptophyta; Magnoliopsida; Fagales; Betulaceae
Product: probable L-type lectin-domain containing receptor kinase I.6
Exons: 1
Coding region: 56-2056 (666 amino acids)
Biological process (GO): protein phosphorylation
Cellular component (GO): plasma membrane
Molecular function (GO): ATP binding; protein kinase activity; carbohydrate binding
Source: RefSeq, a predicted model, not a curated record